Prunus armeniaca (apricot) is the source of this 645-nucleotide messenger RNA. Lineage: Eukaryota; Viridiplantae; Streptophyta; Magnoliopsida; Rosales; Rosaceae. The record is from the annotation of a GenBank genome assembly.
AUGAAAGAGAAUAGCAACCCUGUCGCAGUUAGUAAUGGAAAUGCGAACCCUGCUGCAGAUUCUCAAAGGAUGCUUUCCUCUUCUACUGGUGCAUAUGCUGCUGGACGUCCUUUGGAGGAUGCAGAAUCUCGAACCAUCUUUGUUAACAAUGUCCAUUUUGCUGCUACAAAAGAUAGUCUUUCUCGACAUUUCAACAAGUUUGGGGAAGUGCUAAAAGUGGUGAUACUUACUGAUGCAGCAACUGGGCAACCUAAAGGGUCGGCUUAUGUAGAGUUCACACGGAAGGAGGCGGCAGACAAUGCAUUAUCUCUGGAUGGCACCUCCUUCAUGUCCCGGAUCCUUAAGGUUGUGAAGAGGGGCGCUGCACAUCAAGAAGCAGCUCCUGUCAUCACAUGGCCACGGAUUGCCCGGGGAUCGCCGUUUGCCACUGCGAGGUUUGCUAGGUCGCCUUUCCCAAGAGGCAUGUCUGGUGCAUAUAGGCCUCGUCCCCUAAUCAAACCUGGUGCCAGGAGCAUGCAGUGGAAGCGGGAUACUCAAGCCACUCCAGGUGAGAGUGGUGCUCCAGUCACUGGCAAUCCUGUUCCUUCACCGACAGCUCGUAGUCUAACCUACGUGCGAACAGAACCUAAGCCAGAGGGCAACUAG